Messenger RNA from Anoplophora glabripennis (Asian longhorned beetle), 1398 nucleotides. It is a transcript of the gene Rpn10, whose product is annotated as 26S proteasome non-ATPase regulatory subunit 4. Lineage: Eukaryota; Metazoa; Arthropoda; Insecta; Coleoptera; Cerambycidae. Gene Ontology annotation, biological process: proteasome-mediated ubiquitin-dependent protein catabolic process. The transcript is spliced from 7 exons. Gene Ontology annotation, cellular component: proteasome regulatory particle, base subcomplex; cytosol; nucleus. The record is from RefSeq and is a predicted model, not a curated record. Gene Ontology annotation, molecular function: polyubiquitin modification-dependent protein binding. Bases 115 to 1266 code for a protein of 383 amino acids.
UUAGCUUAUAGUAUAGUUUAAAAUAAUUGUCAUUUGUCAUCAGUUUUGUCAUAAAAUUGAGAACAGUGAUUUUUGUGCUAUUUAUCUUUGAAAUUAAAUUGAUUCAAUUUGAAAAUGGUACUCGAAAGUACUAUGAUAUGCGUGGAUAACAGUGAUUAUAUGCGAAAUGGUGAUUUUCUACCUACAAGACUACAGGCUCAACAAGAUGCAGUAAAUUUGGUUUGUCAUUCAAAAACAAGGUCUAAUCCAGAAAACAAUGUAGGGUUAUUGACAUUAGCAAAAGUCGAAGUUUUAGCAACUCUCACAAGCGAUGUAGGAAGAAUCCUAUCAAAAUUGCAUCAAGUUCAACCAGAUGGUGAAAUAAAUCUUCAUACUGGGAUUAGAAUUGCUCAUUUGGCUUUGAAGCAUAGGCAAGGCAAAAACCAUAAAAUGAGAAUUGUUGUUUUCGUUGGAAGUCCAGUAGCCAGCGAAGAAAAGGAACUAGUUAAACUGGCCAAGAAAUUAAAAAAAGAAAAAGUUAAUGUCGAUAUAAUCAGUUUUGGGGAAGAUGGCAUAAAUUCUGAAGUUUUGACCACAUUUGUGAACACCUUGAACGGAAAGGUAAUUUCAAAGGAUGGUACAAGUAGUCAUUUGGUGACGGUUCCGCCAGGUCCCCAUCUCUCCGAUGCACUGAUCUCAUCUCCAGUCAUCCAAGGUGAAGACGGUACCGGAGCUGCAGGUCUUGGGGGUUCUGGAUUUGAGUUUGGAGUGGAUCCUAACGAGGAUCCUGAACUUGCUUUGGCCCUUCGUGUUUCUAUGGAAGAGCAACGUCAGCGCCAAGAAGAUGAGGCUCGCAGAGCUAAAGAAGCUUCGAAUGCAGAGACUGGCGUUAAAACAGAAACGAUUAAGGAGGAACCCAGUGAAGAGGCUAUGCUGGAACGUGCUCUUCUCAUGUCCAUGGAAGAGGGCAAUGAACAGACAGCAACGGCCAAUAGACCACCCGUCGAUUUCGCUAACAUGACCGAGGAUGAACAAAUUGCUUUUGCCAUGCAGAUGUCCAUGCAGGAUGCACAAGAGUCAUCGGAAAGUGCAGCGGCAAGUAAAGAAGAACCGAUGGAAGUUGAAGGAGACGAUGAUUAUUCUGAAGUCAUGAAUGAUCCCGCGUUUCUACAGAGCGUACUCGAAAACCUGCCUGGAGUGGAUCCUCAGUCAGAAGCUAUCCGUCAAGCCGUGGGCAGCCUUAAGGAUAAGAAAAAGGAAGACAAACCUGACGAAAAGAAGAAAUGAAGUAUCUACUUAAAUAUUAAUUGUGCUUUUAUAUGGGAAUUAUCAUAUUUUUUUUCAUUGUGUAGCGUAUUAUUGAUCUAUUACUUUAAUUACGUGUAAUUAGUUCUUGAAAUAAAAAUAGAAUAAUUGUAA